Vigna umbellata (rice bean) is the source of this 915-nucleotide messenger RNA. RefSeq names its product non-specific lipid transfer protein GPI-anchored 1-like. NCBI's taxonomy places the organism in Eukaryota, Viridiplantae, Streptophyta, Magnoliopsida, Fabales, Fabaceae. The record is from RefSeq and is a predicted model, not a curated record.
CCACCUACCCUUCCCACUCUCCACACACAACUGUGCCGCGCAUUCAUUGGAGACAGAGACGUAUGCUCCUACUCUUACACUAUUACUACUACUUCCUUCAGAUGGAUCAACUCAUGAAACCCUAGAAGGCAAGCAAAAGGAAGCAAAAAGCAUUAGCAUUAUUAUCACUAAGAAAAAACAAGAGCAUGAAGGGUGAGCAGAAAAAAAUGACAGUAGUGGUAGCAGGGUUGCUGUGGGUGUUUGUGUUGGGUGUGGGGGCGUCGGAGGAAGGAGAUUUGGCAGCGCAGUGCAACCUGCUGGUGCAGAAAGUGCUUCCGUGUCUGAGCUUCGCGACGGGGCAGGCGGCGGUUCCGACGAAGGAGUGCUGCUCGGCGACGUUGGAGAUAAAGAAGAGCGACCCGAAGUGCCUGUGCUUUGCGAUCCAGCAGACGCAUAAGGGGAUCCCUGAGGCGAAGAGCAUGGGCAUUCAAGAGGGUAGGCUCCUUCAGCUCCCUUCUGCCUGUAACUUGAAGAACGCCAGCACCACCGAUUGUCCUAAGCUUCUGGGUCUAUCUCCAAACUCCCCUGACGCUGCCAUGUUCAGGAAUGGUUCAUUGAAAAUUAAUUCGACUUCAACGUUGGGAACUGCAAGACCACUCUCAGACACCCAGAAGGCCUCGUUUGGAACCAUGCUUCUUCCACCUCCUCUCACGCCACCACACCUAGCUGCACUGCUUUGCGCCAUUCUCCUCCUUCUCACGACUUUAAUUUAAUGCUCACGCAACACCACAUCAGCACCUUAAAGUUGGUAGCUCUUUUGCUAUUACUCAAAGUAACUGCUAGUGAUGGAUCAAUUUAAUUAUUUGCAGGUUGCACCAUGCUCUGUACAAUUACUUUAUUUGCAUCUGUAUCAUUUUAUGUUUGCUGGCUUCUCUA